Molecule: messenger RNA, 758 nt
Organism: Prunus mume (Japanese apricot)
Lineage: Eukaryota; Viridiplantae; Streptophyta; Magnoliopsida; Rosales; Rosaceae
Product: transcription/mRNA export factor
Biological process (GO): mRNA export from nucleus; positive regulation of DNA-templated transcription
Cellular component (GO): nuclear pore; SAGA complex
Molecular function (GO): transcription coactivator activity
Source: RefSeq, a predicted model, not a curated record
ACCUACUCCGUUUCACCACCGGAGACGACGUCGUUGAAUUACAGUGCUUAACCAGUUUCAUGUUCAUCAAUCGAUCUUCGUGAUCAAUCUACUUUCCUCUUCAGGUCGCAGAGUGUUCGAACAAAGUCGUAGAUUUCUGGGUCCGUGAUAGAUACAGCCAUGAGGAAAUCGGUGAAUCGUCCGCCGACGCCGGAUGUUAUGGAGAAUCAAGGAAAAGAGCCCACUUUUCAAGAGCUUAUCAACAUCGAGUUGAUUGAGAGCGGUGAAAAAGAGAGAUUAAUGGAGCUUCUGAGGGAAAGGCUAAUAGAAUGUGGGUGGAAGGAUGAAAUGAAAGCUCUUUGCAGGGCGUUUAUAAAGAAAAAAGGGAGGAACAAUGUUACUGUGGAUGACCUUGUACAUGUAAUCACCCCAAGGGGCAGAGCCUCCAUUCCCGAUUCCAUAAAGGCGGAGCUUUUGCAAAGAAUUCGCACGUUUCUCGUAUCAGCAGCUCGUUGAUGCGCCAUCAUGGUUGCUAACCGUGACAAUAGUAGGAAUAUGAUGAUGAAGCCUUUGCUGAAUGAAACUCAUUUGAAAACUAGUUCAGCAUUGCAAAGUGCCAACAUCUGUUCAAUUGCUUGGAGGGUGGGUCAACUGUUAUUUCUGGGAAGUAAAGCUGCACGCAUGAGAAUUGUAUCAUUGUUUAUGGAAAGCAACUUAACUCACAUUUUUCCCAUGUAAUAAUAUUUAUAUAUAUUACAAUUGUUCUUGUGGUUUGUCUU